Peronospora belbahrii is the source of this 414-nucleotide messenger RNA. NCBI's taxonomy places the organism in Eukaryota, Oomycota, Peronosporomycetes, Peronosporales, Peronosporaceae. The record is from the annotation of a GenBank genome assembly.
AUGAUACCAUGUAUGUGGAUGUCAGUGCAAGCUUGUCUUUUCCCAGCCUUAUUUGCAGCAGCUCAGAAAGAGGCGACGAGGUUAAAAGCGUUCGCAGACUGGACCGCGUCAGCCUGCAAACGCCUCCUCUCGUCGACGUACUCUCAAGUGCUAGAGUUUGAGAGACCGUCGGCGCUCAAUGCAGCAGCACUAGCUGGUAUGAUGCUGUGCUACCCGUUUGUGUAUGACAUCUUGGAAGACGACAACAACGUCAUAAUUGAUGAUAAGUGGGCCGAGCAGAAGAACAGCCUCGCAAUGUGUCCGCUUUGGCUCUUUCAGAUCAAAGCUGUCGUACUCAGCAAGCAGAUAGAAAUGGCGCUGCAAGAGUUUUCUGUGCCGCAACAUUUGCUCGACAAUGGCACCACUCUGUCAUAG